UAUGAUGUGAUCAUGUGAUGGCACCGCCUCAAACUGCUGACGAAGACGAGCGGCGGCAUCAGAGUCCCAAUCAGCAAGGAAUAUGUUUGAAUAAAUACUUUAUGUGGAGUGAAUAUUCAGCAAUAUAGUUGACAGGAAUAUUAGAAAACAAUAUUCAAAAAUAUUCCUGGAAUAUUCGUUUGCAAUAUUCGGGCAAACAAGCGCUGUCGAAGAGGUGGCGGUUUUGUGAACUACUAGAAAAUCUUGAUUAUUUAAAACAAAAAAGGAGGUGUGCCGCUGACUGCUCUUAGAUUUGCGCCAAAAUUUCUUUGUAGCUCAAAGUGAAUGCUCUCCCUGCUGCUGCUGCUGAUUUGAGAGUGCGUGUGCAGAAGACAUCCUUCAGAAAAUUUCUAAAAUUUUGUUUGCUGGGAUCGCACUUGCCGUCCCCGCCACUGCUGGAGUGGAGUUUUUAGUCUUGAUAAGAGUGCUAUAAGGAUUAAAGAUCUACACAUUAGUGCCAAUGUGUUCUAGCUUCGGAGACUCACCGAGGAAAAGGUGGACGGCAAAACCCAACAGGCAAUCGCACCUUAAAAACAUUUAAACAAAGCCAGUUUUUUCAAGGUUGUGACGAAGCGCAGUAAGGAAAAUGGCUUCAGAAAUUACUGAAAAGGACGUUUCGCUGGCUCUGAAAAAAUCUCUUAAUAGUUACCUCAACCUACGCAGCGAGGACGCAGAAAAUGAAUAUGAGAUCGGAGUUGUCACGGAUUACCGGCUUACCCCUGUUGAGAGACGAAGCGUUUACAACAUUUCGAUGCUGUACACGAAAGACGGAGAGGAGCACAGGGUUAGGAUGCAAUUAAAAAUGAUCCGACCGAGCAAAACCAAAGAUGAUACUGUGAACCAAAAGCUUUUCCAAAAGGAGCUCGUCUUCUUUGGAUGCAUCAUCCCUAACGUUCGGGAGCUACUGGGCUCUAACAAGACAAAAUCAUUCCUCGACUGUUAUUUAGCUCAGAGCCAAGAUCAUGAAACUCUUCAACAGGCACCCAAAUACCUGCCCUACUCUCUGACUAAAGGCAGUACUGAUCUCCUUGCCCUUGAAUACUCCGAUGGCUUCAAAUCUACCACUGCACCUUUUGAUGAUCCGCAUCUUCGACUCUCAAUCAAAGCCCUAGCUCAGCUACAUGGCUUAUCAAAAUUCUUGGAUGUUCAUCAAGACGAUUACCGACUCACAUUCCUCGAGUGCUUCCCCACCCUUGUGACAAACACAUACUUCAACGCCAGAUUCAAUCCUGAGUUUUACUCACAGGUACAGAUGGCUGUGCAAAUUAUGACAGCAAUUUUGCCCUUGCUGGGUGAAGGAUUCCUAGCAGCUGAUCGAGUUGGGCAGAAAGCACUGAAGGUCCUUCGGAACGAACUUUGGGAGGCCAUGGAGGAAGCUUCAAAGUCAACUACAGUCAACAAAAACACUCUUUGUCUGGUUGAUUGCUACCCAGACAACUUUGUAUUCCUCUACGAUAAGAGUGGCCCUGUGACUUGCAAAAUGAAAAGGAUGAAAAAUGUCAACCUGACUAGUCCAAGCACAGACCUGGUUAGCCUGCUCUACAACUGCACCGUAGCCGGAUUCGCUCCAGAUGAGCUCCAGAGACUGAUGGAAGUCUAUUACGAAGAAUUCCAGACAACUUUCUUGAAAAGUUGGAACGUAAAAAACCCUGCCAUGUUGCCACCUGGAAGCAUAAUUACUUUCAAGGAGCUGACCAAAUCAUUCGCGGAGAGCCGUCUCUUGGGCAGCGCACAGCGGGCGGUUUAUGCCAGCCUGGGUUGCUUAAUGAACUUGGACGAACCUGCCAGUGAAGAAUGUGGCCCAAGAUCAGAUUCCAGCGUUGCAUUGCACCAUCAAGUUAGAAUGAAGUUGCUUGAGGGCAAGUUAAAAAUUCCCAGGUCGCUGGAAAGACUGAAGGCGAUUGCCUGUCAUGCAGUCAAAAAAAACCCCUAUUAUAGGUCGACCAUGUAUGAGAGCAUCAGCGACUUGUUGAUUUGUUUGUCUACUAGGACCUAGUACGAGUUGCUCCUUAUAUGUUAUCUUUAGUUUUUUCACAGAUUAGAUUAGUGAUGUUACAAUUCAAGCUGAUAUUUAUAAAUGUACUUUGAAUAAAAAGAUAAAAUAAAAUUGUAAAAAACUAUGGGAUAUAUAUUAAG
This is a messenger RNA of Neocloeon triangulifer, 2175 nucleotides long. RefSeq lists its product as uncharacterized. The record is from RefSeq and is a predicted model, not a curated record. Lineage: Eukaryota; Metazoa; Arthropoda; Insecta; Ephemeroptera; Baetidae. The transcript has 5 exons. The coding region runs from base 626 to 2035 and encodes 469 amino acids.